Daldinia loculata is the source of this 1632-nucleotide messenger RNA. RefSeq names its product glycoside hydrolase family 43 protein. Gene Ontology annotation, molecular function: hydrolase activity, hydrolyzing O-glycosyl compounds. The transcript is spliced from 2 exons. Gene Ontology annotation, biological process: carbohydrate metabolic process. Lineage: Eukaryota; Fungi; Ascomycota; Sordariomycetes; Xylariales; Hypoxylaceae. The record is from RefSeq and is a predicted model, not a curated record. Bases 456 to 1535 code for a protein of 359 amino acids.
CUUUCUGUAGUUUAAGUCCGGAAUAUUAUGACAUUUCGUUAAGGGGAUUAUGUUUACUUGAAAUUCCCGUAAACGUUCUUCUAAGGAGGAGAGAAAAUAGUAGAGCGGUACCUUUUCUAACCAUAUGCCGGUAGAUGCACGGCGUCAACAACUUGAAUGUAAUAUACCAAGCUAAAGCUGAAUUUCUUACCCACUAUCAUCCUUGAUAGUAAUCUGUAAAGGUGGCAGUGCGUCAGCCUCCGCCGCGUUCUAUGGUGAUAAAAUACGACUACAACAGAAGACUACAUAGGAUUUAUCUAUAGCGUGGGUUUCAAUAUGUAAGAAGCAUAUUGCCGUUGUCUAUUAAAGGGGCGCAACCUUCUGAUUCUCGGACGAGCCUGAUGACCUUAUAACUUGCUCUCUCAGUGCCAAUAGGUUGAAGCACAGUUCUAAGACGGUUGUGUUUGGUUUCCAUAAUGUUGAUUUCCAAAAGACUUGUUACUCUCGCAACAGGCCUCAUCGCUGGUCUCCUGACCGAGUAUGCCUCGGCUCAAAAUGGUUGGCCAGCUCCCGAGGUUAUGAAAGGCACAAUUCCCAACAACCCUAUCGCCCAGACAUUAGACCCUGCCUUAAUCCGGCGUCAAUCUGACAAUAAACUAUUCCUAUAUACCACAGGCAAGAAUGGCAGCGUCUGGACGGCCAGUUCUCUGUAUGGCCCUUGGGCGCACGAAGGCACAGCGAAAUUCCGCGAGUAUGGCGGUGCCCCCUCGAUACAUCGCGUGGGUGACACGUACUACGUCUAUAUCAACAAUCACGAAUUCGACUAUUCUACAGUUGGCGUGACAGAUCCUGCCAUACACACGUGGGCACACAACUCCAGUCUCCUUGUCGCUUCGUCCAAGACGCUCGAGAUUGGUGACUGGGAGUGGCACGGGCGCCUUGAGAUCGAUUGGGCGAAGAGGUAUAAUAUCCUCGACGCCGCUCUCCUAACUAUCGACGACGGAGGGAAUCGUCGGAACCUCCUCACAUUUGGCUCGUACCAGCAGGGUCUCUUCCAGCUCCCACUAGCAGACCCGCCGAUCAAGAUCGCGGAUGGUGCUAACAAUAAUAUCAACCACCUCGCUAACAACAAGACGUCGGCAUUUCCAAACGGUCCGACAGAGGCGGCUUACAUCUUCGAAUGGCAGGAUUGGUACUACCUAUUCUUCUCGUCUGGCCGAUGCUGCAAGCAACCAGAUGGCCACUGGGUCGAUAGGGGCGACGUAUACAAAGUCAUGGUGUGCCGCUCUAAGCAACCGGGUACCGGCUACGUCGAUGACAAAGGGGUCGACUGUGCUAACAACAGUGGCGGUAAGGAGAUUUUGGGAACCCAUAAUAACAUAUGGGCUCCUGGCGGUCAAGGGGUCCUUGUCGACGACGAGGCCGGGGGGGCUAUCAUAUACUAUCACUACGUGCCAUACGACGUUCAAAGCAAAACUCCUGCGAAUGAGUUCCGCUUUGGUUGGAAUAAGCUCGACUUCAGCUCUGGAUGGCCUGCGGUUGUUAAGGGGUCCUGAAGUAUUUAAUUCUGUAGUUUAUAGUAUCACCAUGUAUGUCUCUGUGAUGAUAUUCAGAGUAUAUUAAUCUUCGCCUUAAAACCAUAAAGCUACUAGA